AUGGAGAAGAAGGAGCCAGCGGCGGCGAAGCCGAAGCGCGAAUCCCAUGGAACUACGCCGAUGCGGGCACAGAGUUGCGGCCGCGACGACACCGACGUCGAUCUCAUCAGCCGUCUCGCCGAUGACACCCUAGGCACCAUCAUCUCCCUCCUCCCCACCAAGGACGGCGGCCGCACGCAAGCCCUCUCCCGCCGAUGGCGCCACCUGUGGCGCUCAUCGCCCCUCAACCUCGAGGUCCACACCCGGCCCCAAGACUUCCAGCGCUCCGCCGUGGCCCCCUCCGCCGUCUCCAAGAUAAUCUCCCAGCACCCUGGCCCCGCCCGGCGACUCUCCCUCACCAGCCUCCGCGCCGGCGACCUCUCGGAACGCUGGUUCCGCUCCCGAGCCCUCGCCAACCUGCAGGAGCUCAACAUCGCCUACGAGCACCAAGGCUCCGCCUCCGCGCCAACCGGGAAGAUCGGCCAUCCGCUGCCGCUCUCCGCGCUCCGCUCCGCCUCCACCCUCCUCGCUCUCAAGGUCAGCAACUGCGAUUUCCCCGACGAGAACGCGCCGCCCAUGACGAGUUUCCCUCUCCUCACGCGGCUCUCCUUGCACCACGUUUCCAUCCCCGGGGAUGUCUUCCACGGAUUGCUCUCCGGCUGCCUAGCCUUGGAGAGCUUAACCAUCUCGGAAGUUCGCUCUGCCGGUGCCCUUCGUGUUUGCGCGCCGGCUCUUAGGAGCAUUGGCCUCCAACUUAGUUCUGUUAGAACGAUGACAGAACUGGUCAUCGAGGAUGCUCCUUGCCUUCAAAGGUUACUGUUACCUUAUUGUCGCGUAGAUGAUUGCUUAACUAUCCGGGUGAUUGAGGCACCUAAACUGGAGAUAUUGGGCAUGUUCUCAGCGGACUCCUCCAAUUUGCAGGUCUUCAAGGGAUUGAGCCCAGCCAGCUCCACAAACUCGAUACGCACCAUCAAGUGUUUGGCCCUCCGGUGCUCUAACCAACGACUGAAUGCAAUUCUUGACGUCCUCAGGUGGCUCCCCUGUUUGGAGAAGCUCUAUGUCUCUUUUCUUGACUUCCACCUGCGGCAGACUGAUAAGCAUGAGUAUGACCCACUGCAUCCAAUCGAGUGCCUUCAGACCAAUCUGAAAAAAGUGGUGUUGAAGUUGUACUCUGGCUAUGAGCAGCAAGUUGACUUCGCCAGGUUCUUUGUGUUGAACGCGCAAGUGGAAAGCAGAGCUUCUCCAGAUGCUCAGUUUGAAUUCAGGGCUACUUGUUUUUAUAUAGAUUACCAUCUCAGCAAGCAUAUCCAUGACUUGUCAGCGAGCGACCCCUUCAGACAGCCAUAG
Molecule: messenger RNA, 1326 nt
Organism: Lolium rigidum
Lineage: Eukaryota; Viridiplantae; Streptophyta; Magnoliopsida; Poales; Poaceae
Product: F-box/FBD/LRR-repeat protein At3g26920-like
Exons: 4
Coding region: 1-1326 (441 amino acids)
Molecular function (GO): protein binding
Source: RefSeq, a predicted model, not a curated record